Messenger RNA from Prorocentrum cordatum, 1047 nucleotides. The record is from the annotation of a GenBank genome assembly. NCBI's taxonomy places the organism in Eukaryota, Dinophyceae, Prorocentrales, Prorocentraceae.
AUGAAGCUGACGAUGGACAGGGUUGGGGAGCCCGCGGACGGGAGCGAGAAGCGCCCGGACGUCUUGAUCGAGGGCACGAAGGUACAGCUGCGGGCCCACAUCGACAAGUCUGACAACACCGAAAUCAUGACGGACAUUUUCAUUGCUUGGGGCCGCAAGGUGGAGAAGGAGGUAAAUCUGCCGCCAGAAGCCAUCGCCCAGGCUUUCGACGACCUGUACAGAGAGGCGCAGACUCUGAUCGGGCAGGACGGACACGGCCGCGGCCACCGCGUCCAUCAGGUCGAUGCUGGCCGCGAUGCCGCACGCGGCGGCCGCUCGGGGUCCCCCGCCGCCUCCGCCGCAGGUGCCCCCGCAGCCGCCCGCGGGGAUGCUGGCGCCCGCCCCGCCGGAGACCUUCUGCGGCCUCCCGGGACAGGUUUUCCCGGCAACACAGCCCGACCCGGCCGCGCAGAUGGCAGCGCAGCAGUACAUGAUGGCGCAGGCGCAGCAGAUGAUGGCGCAGCAGGCCGCCUGGCACGCUCAGCAGGCGGCCGCCGCCCAGCAGGCGGCCGCCGCACAGCAGGCGGCGGCCCUGCAGCAGGCGGCCGCCGCCCAGCAGCUGCCGCCGCUGCUGGCGAUGCCGCCGCAGGGCGCACCGGCGCCCGCGGCCGCGCCCGACGGCGGCUCCGCGCCGGCGACGCCCCCGCGCAUGGGGCAGGGCAUGCGCGCCGACGCCCCCGCGUUCGACUUCACGCCGGAGGCGCCGGCGGCGCCAGCCGGCGGCGAGCCGCUCCAGAUGCUGGACCCAGCCAGCCAGGAGCUCUGGCGGAGAUGCCGGGCCAGGGCGAGUCGAGGAAGCAGUUCCAGAUCCUGGACCCCAGGACCAAGAAGCCGAUCGAGGCGAGGUCCCCGCUCGUGGAGCCGCUCAGGAGGGCGGAGCGUAAGGCCAUGGCCAUCAUCGACCCCGGCAGCGGCGACGUCGUUCGCGCCCUGGACUUCUCCCUCCCGAGGGGCGCCGGUUCCUUCACGAUCACCGACCCGCGCAGCGGCGCCGCCAUCAAGGCCUGA